Messenger RNA from Coniophora puteana RWD-64-598 SS2, 1443 nucleotides. Its product is annotated as cytochrome P450. NCBI's taxonomy places the organism in Eukaryota, Fungi, Basidiomycota, Agaricomycetes, Boletales, Coniophoraceae. Gene Ontology annotation, molecular function: monooxygenase activity; iron ion binding; oxidoreductase activity, acting on paired donors, with incorporation or reduction of molecular oxygen. The transcript is spliced from 12 exons. The record is from RefSeq and is a predicted model, not a curated record. Bases 1 to 1443 code for a protein of 480 amino acids.
AUGGCGCAUUCAAACACGAGACCCAGAUGUUCCUCGUGGAUUUGGGGCGAAGAGAAGAUCUUGUUCUAUAGUAGACCGGGUUCGCACUACAUCUCUUGGCACCAAUCGUACGGCAAAGUGGUCAAGUUCUUUGGUCCCUUUGGGCAACCCAUGCUAUCUAUUACGGAUCCGAGCGCUGUGUCAUUUAUCCUCGGUAAAGGGACAUACUUAUUUCCAAAGCCUAGCGGUGUUCGCGCCUGGUUUUCGACUCUGCUCGGCGAAGGCAUAUUGUGGGUUGAAGGUAAAGAUGCUCACGAACGACAGCGACGAACACUCGGCCCUGCUUUAUCACAGCAAUCUGCGAAGAACAUGACAAACAUCUUCUACGAGAAUGCACAUAGACUGGUGGGACAAUGGUCUGGUAUCAUCGAAAGGACUUCAGACCGUUCCGAAACAAUUGACGUUACGGGCUGGUGCGGCCGACUCGCGCUAGACACAAUCGGUCGCGCUGCAUUCUCAUGGGACUUCGGGUGCCUCCGUGAGGAUAUUCAUACCAGCACGCUGGCAGAGACGAUGGAUAGCCUGACGAACCACGAGCACUCACGCGCCUCGUUUUACAUGCGUGCGCUCUUCUGGGUGUUUCCGUCUGUGUUACACCUGGGUAAGAAAGGGAAGACCAUACGCAGGAUACGCAAGGAACUCGGCGACAUAGCCAGAUGCAUUCUAAAUGACGCCAAGGAGGUCAAAGAUGAUAGCAGCAAGACGGUGAUGUCACUCAUGAUGCGCGCUGACAAAAACACCGCCUUUGAGGACGAAGAAGUAGCCGCUCAGAUGCGGACGAUAAUCUCGGCGGGUUACGAACCCGUCUCGGCUGCAAUGACGUGGCUUCUAUAUGAGAUUUCAACCAACAUCGAAUGGCAAGAAAGGCUACGCCAAGAGGUGUCCGCUUGUAUCGAACCUUCGGCAGAUGAACUAAGUAGUUUGCCUCUCCUCGACGCAUUUCUCCUUGAGACAUUGCGGUGCCACCCUCCGGUGCUUGAAAAUCAUCACGAAGCUUCAGAAACCAUUGCCGUCCCAGUCACAGAACCACUUCCGGGAAUUGGCUCACGUCAUCUCAUUGUACCCAAAGGUACCAUCCUCGAAAUGCCGGUAAAUGUCAUUCACAAAGACCCUGCGAUUUGGGGCGACGACGCCGACGUAUUUCGACCCGAACGAUGGCUUCAAGAUAAGUCUAGGAAACUCACUGUGCGGGACCUUCUUGCAUUCAGUUCAGGCCCACGAGCUUGUUUAGGUCGAAGCUUUGCACUCGCUGAGAUGAAAGCUCUUGCUUUGACCCUUCUGCAAAACUUUGCGUUCUCUUGUGAAGAGGACAUUGAACCGUUUCAAAGUUUUGUUAUACGACCUCGGGUCAAAGGACAAGGGAUAAGUUCCCUCCCUCUGGUAGUGCAAGCGUUGCGUCGGUAA